Colletotrichum paranaense is the source of this 1617-nucleotide messenger RNA. RefSeq lists its product as uncharacterized. The record is from RefSeq and is a predicted model, not a curated record. NCBI's taxonomy places the organism in Eukaryota, Fungi, Ascomycota, Sordariomycetes, Glomerellales, Glomerellaceae. Gene Ontology annotation, biological process: carbohydrate transport; transmembrane transport. Gene Ontology annotation, cellular component: membrane. The transcript has 2 exons. The coding region runs from base 1 to 1617 and encodes 538 amino acids. Gene Ontology annotation, molecular function: carbohydrate:proton symporter activity.
AUGGACGCCAAAACAGCAGAGGCGACUACCGUCGUCGACCACGACCAUGUCGAAAAACUCGCUAUUGCGGACGAAGCCGUUACGAAGGCAACUGAGAACCAAGACCUGACCCCCAAGCAGCAAUACCAGCGUCUUUGGACAAACCUCAAGCAAGACAAGCGUUAUGUCUUCUGGGCACUCUACAUCAUGUCCCUCGUCUUCGGAUGGGGUUACGACUCUGGACUUUCAGGAGCUGCCAUUGCCUUUCCCGAGUUUCGCAAGGCUUACGGAGACUACUACCAAGUCGGAGACCAAUAUGUCAUCCCCGCCCUCUGGCAAUCUCUUUGGAACGCUGCCAGCACCAUCGGUCAGGUCUUCGGUGCCUUCCUCACCGGUCAAUUCGCCGACACCGUUGGCCGCAGAGCCGUUCUCUGGACAGCCGUCAUUCUCUCCCUUUCUUCUUCAUUUGCCCUGGUCUUCGCUCCAAGCCUGCCCGUACUCUUCGUCUCCAAGCUGCUGCUCGGUUUCUCAGUCGGCUUGUCAACCGUUACGCCUCCGCUCUACGUUACUGAAAAUGCUCCUCCUGCACUUCGAAGCUCCCUCAGCUCGCUGACUAACGUCAUCAUUGUUCUCGGUUUCUUCCUGUCUUCCAUCACAGCAUGGGGAUCCUCCAAGAUUGAAGGCCAAUGGAGCUACCGCCUGGCGUUCGCCAUGACUUUCCUUGUCCCGACCCUCUUCAUGAUUGUCCUGCCGUGGCUCCCCGAGUCUCCCGUGUGGUACGUCAAGAAGGGCAGAGACGAAGAUGCCCGAAAGGCCAUCUUCAAGCUCUACGGAAAGAAUAUCGAUGUUGAGGAGAGACUCAACUUCAUCAAGUCCGAGCUCGAGCUUGCUGCUGGAGAAGCCAACAUGGCUAAGCAGACCAGCUGGAGAGCCAUCUUUUCCAAGGAGCACCGUUUCCGUACGCUUGUUGCGGUUCUUGGAUUACAGUCGCAGAACUUCUCUGGUGGAUACUUUGCAAACACCUACCAGACCUACUACUUCGAGCUUAUCGGCCAGGCUGAUCCCUUCGGACUCACUGCGAUCUCCUCCACCCUCCAAUUCCUCUCGAACUGCGUAGCAGUCACAGUCUCCGACGUACUCCCGCGCAGAAAGUCUUUGGUCGGCGGCGGCGCGUUGCUGUGCUGCUGGUCUAUCAUCAUCGGUGGCACAUCUCUCGCUGGAACUGCGAACUACUCGGCAAACAUGGCUCUUCUCGCUUUCAUGAUCACAUGGUCGAUGUUGUACACAGCUACAGUGGGCUGCUUCGGCUGGGCCGUCGCUCAAGAGACUGCCUCUCAAGCCACAAGGCCCAAGACCAUCGCCUUCAGCUUGGUGUGUCAGCAGCUUACAGCCCUUCUCUUGUCCUCGGUGUUCCCAUUCUUCAUCAACCCUGACCAGCUGAACUGGGGUGGAAAGAUCAUGUUUCUGUUUGUCGGCGCCGAGGUGUUCGUCCUUGGACUUCUCUUCUUCUUCCAGCCCGAGACGAAGAACAGAACCUACCAGGAUAUCGAUCACAUGUAUUCCCAGGGGAUUCCGGCAAGGAAGUUUAGCGAAUACGUUGUGGUGGAUGGAGUGGCCGUCAAGAAGGCCACCUCUUGA